AGCAAUAUCAUCAAUUCCACAGAACCAAUCAUGAAGUGCAUCGCAGCUGUAGUCAUGAUGGCUCUAGCCGUCGUCGCCGAGGCCGGACUUGCCCCCGUGUUUUACGGUGCCGCUGCCGUGGCCUACCCCGGCCACACGACCGUCGUCCAGGGUAACCAAGCCGACCCGAAGCAGAUCACAGAGCUGCCCGCGAUAACCUAUUCUGCCCCGGCCCUGACCUAUUCCUACCCGGCUCUGCAGCCAGCGUACUACCCAUACGCCGGUCUUCCGCUGACCUAUGCCGCCCCACUUCCAGCUAUUGCUGCCCCAGCCGUUGUGUACCAAAAGGAGGCUCGCUACCUGGCCGCCAACCGUGGUGCCGUCCAUGAAGCGCCCCUGGCCGGACAUACCGUGUCCCAGCAAUCGCUGAAUCUGGAACCGGCAGCGGAGUCCCACUAAAGUGUUUGAACGGCAAAGGAACUUGUGAUAUAUUUGAAGGAGGAAAUAAAUGAUUUCAUGUAGCAAAAUU
This is a messenger RNA of Culex quinquefasciatus (southern house mosquito), 508 nucleotides long. Its product is annotated as adult cuticle protein 1. The transcript is spliced from 2 exons. The record is from RefSeq and is a predicted model, not a curated record. Lineage: Eukaryota; Metazoa; Arthropoda; Insecta; Diptera; Culicidae. Bases 31 to 438 code for a protein of 135 amino acids.